Dreissena polymorpha is the source of this 1040-nucleotide messenger RNA. RefSeq names its product cilia- and flagella-associated protein 299-like. NCBI's taxonomy places the organism in Eukaryota, Metazoa, Mollusca, Bivalvia, Myida, Dreissenidae. Bases 115 to 834 code for a protein of 239 amino acids. The record is from RefSeq and is a predicted model, not a curated record. The transcript has 6 exons.
AUUAUUUCUAACAAAUAUAUUUUAAAAUGAGAUUGAAUUUUCGAAAUUGUAACUAUAUUUUUGCGGAAGGAUAGUUUACUUCUAGAGUUAUUCGGUCAAACCAAAACAAUCAAAAUGGAGGAAGAAGUACCAAGUGGUUCUGAUAAUAUUGUUACAGAGUUCAAUACAUACGAAGAGUUUCUUAAUUCUCAAAUAACGUCACAUGAUUUAUUCUAUCUUGAGGAUGAAGAGCUGGCCCGACAGUUGGUUGAGCUUGGUUACCGUGGCAGCGGGGAGGUGUUGAAGCGGGAGGAGUUUGAAGCUCGCAAGGCAGCAGCUGAGGCCAGCAGGCUGUCCAAGAGGAGCCAACAGAAAACACUUGCCCACACUGGUAAAGACUUAAGAAAUCCUUUCCUGAAGGCUCUGGCAUCAAAAGAGGAGGCCAACAGAAGUGGAAAAAUGACAACCAUAAUAUUCAUUCGAGACAAGAAUGCUCGUGGCCAGGAGAUCUCAGGCUACAUAGACUUUGCUCACAGGAUGAAGACAGAAGAAUUUGAGCCGUACUUUGCUGGCAAGAAGCGACUCCUCCCUCGGCCUUCUGAUCUCAGUUUCUACAACUGGGAGACGCAGACCUCCACCUCAAACCCCACCCCCAACUAUCAAGUGAUUGCAGAGAACGCGUCUGGGCUGCUCUUCAAGAACAAACGAGACCGGAAAAUCAUCAAUGUGGACCCUAAGAUUGCAUCUCCCGGUGAUAAUUCCACCCGUACAGUUAUAACAUUUGAUGAUGAUGAUGAGCCACCUAAAUACACACAAGUUGUUAUAUAUGAUCACAUCACAAGAAGGAAAACAUAAAGGACUAAAGCUGGUUGAAUUGUUUUGUAUGCAUGUGAUAUUUAUGUUUUAUUUUGAGAUAACAACUUAAACACAGUGAGAUAAGUGAAAAGCAUUAUUUAAACAUUUUUCAUUUUGUCUCAUAGAAUAAUUGAUGUUGAAAAAAAUAUUAUAAAAAUUAUGUAUGCAUAAGAUAUUAAAUGAAUAAAAUAUUUAUAUGUUUUUAA